Molecule: messenger RNA, 1322 nt
Organism: Aspergillus ruber CBS 135680
Lineage: Eukaryota; Fungi; Ascomycota; Eurotiomycetes; Eurotiales; Aspergillaceae
Exons: 2
Coding region: 350-1066 (238 amino acids)
Source: RefSeq, a predicted model, not a curated record
CAUGGAGCCGUACGGCACGGGUCGCAGUGCGUUUACGCGACGGGUCUGUAAAAAGCUACUUUUUACGGGUAAGUACUAACCCUAUGUCGGCACCAAUCACUAGUACUCGUACUCAUGCUUAAUUCAUUUCACCGUUUUCAUCUGCAGUGCACUACUGCAUCUUCCAGCGUCAAAGUCCAAGGAGAGUUCGUUUCUAUGAGGAGUCUCCAUGACACCAACCCAGAUGUAGUGCCAAGGCCGCACGCAUGGGGAAAAUUAGAUGAAAAUAACAUGGCCAAGACUCAAGACUCAAGACUCAAGACUCAAGACUCUUGAAAGAAAAGAAAGAGAGAACCAACAGAGAGAAAGAAUGGCGGCCGGGCGCAAUAGUUAUAUGGGUGAACAACAAGCUGCUGACACGUAUUUCAUUCUUUAUGACUUUGUUCAUUCUUCGGGUGAUGACCUCCCAGAUCCAGCCAUCCUUUGUGCCCACCUAGCUCGCAUUCAUCGGACUACUCUACCUACAAAGGAAUUUGGCUUCGACACCCUGCGCUCCCUUGACGGCGUCGUCUUGGAGCCGGCAUGGGAUCGUAGCUGGGCGGACUGCUUUAGUCGCCUAGUUACAACAUUCUUUAACCACGAAAUUUCGGUCAAUGGCAGGUGGCCUGACUAUGAAGCCGCCUUCAAAGACCUAAUAAACCGAACAGUCCCUCGUAUGCUGGGCCGUCUCCGAAGCAAGGGCCAGCAUAUCACCCCAUCUCUUGUACAUGGGAAUUUGUCCUCCGACAAUGUUGCCGUCCGGCAGGCGGAUGGCAUGCCUGUGUUAUUCAGCGCCUGCGCUAUGUAUGCACACAACGAGUAUGAACUGGGAGCGGCAAGUCUUGCAGGUAACGGAUUUGAUUCAGCAUUCGUCGACCAGUACCUCAGAACCGCCUUGCCUAGUGAGCCAGUCGAUGAAGUCCAUGAUCGGAUAAUUCUGUACGGCAUCCGGUUUAGGCUUGGUUUCUCAAUUUCACACAGCACAGUCAUCAGGGAAAGCAUUUACGGUGAUAUGCGAUAUUUGAAUAGCAAAUAUGCAGACAGAUAGUAGAUUGACUAGUCUUUUGCAUACGUCUGCUACACGACGAUGCCGAUGGCAAUUCCUUUAAUAUUCCGUUCGUUAGAAGGCAGCUGCUCGUGUUCCUUUGGUAGAGGUCAACAACAUCUUGAUACUUGGACAUUCCAUAAGAAUGUCAAUAUAAUAUUCACUGUUGCCUUAUGUGAAAUGGGGUCUCUAUCAUACAAGAAUCUGGAAUGAAUGGGAAGUAUCUAGAAAUCACGCUGCAUUUUCUUUUCUAGCAGAC